GUCUGUGAGGAAGAGACUGCGUCUGUGUCUUAACGGAUUUGUUCAAACAGAGAGUGGCACGCCUGUUUGUCUGUGCAAGAAAAACAAGUGUUUGGUGAUUCUGUCUGCAUUUCAGUCUGACAUCAGCAAACAGUGAGUGUGCAUACACGUGAACAAGGCUGCGUGUUUCUCAGCUGUCACUUCUGCUGCGUUGAGUCAAGAUGGAAACACAGCAGCUCAAACGUGCUGCAGCUUCUUGUACAGCAUCGUUUCAGACGGCCACAGUCAGCUGCUGAAAGGAGCAUCGUUGGUAUUGUUGCAUCCCUCGUCUCCUCCUUCUUUUCUCCUUUCCCCUCCCUUCUCCCGUCUAUCAAUCCUCUUCUCGACACACGCACCCCGAUUUCCGCAUCGCCUCCUCCGGUAUAAUGACCAACGAUAGCCCGGAGGAGGAGACCCGAGCUCCGGGCGGCGGAGGAGGUGGUUGUGGAAGAGCAAUCGGUAGAAAACACCGAGCGGAUGACAAUGUGACGAUCCUAACAUCAUCCAUGGAUUUACACAGAGCCAGCCGGAGCCGAGCCAGCAGCAGCAGCAACGAUGCCGCCCCGAGCAUCACGUCCUCCGUGGAUCUGAGCACCUCCUCCCUGGAGCUGAGCAUCCAGACGCGGAUCUUUAAGAUCAUCGUCAUCGGGGACUCCAACGUGGGGAAGACCUGCCUCACCUUCCGCUUCACGGGGGGCAGCUUCCCCGAUAAGACCGAGGCCACCAUCGGCGUGGAUUUCAGGGAGAAGGUGGUGGAGAUCGAAGGGGAGACUAUCAAGGUGCAGGUAUGGGACACAGCAGGCCAGGAGCGCUUUCGUAAAUCCAUGGUGGAGCACUACUACCGCAAUGUGAGUGCAAUGGUCAUCGGGUGUCGGCAUCAGUACCUCGAGUCCUGGUGGGGAACAAGUGCGACCUUGUGGACCAAAUACAGGUGCCCUCCAACAUGGCGCUGAAGUUCGCCGACGCCCACAACAUGCUGCUAUUCGAGACGUCGGCAAAGGACCCGAGAGAAAGUCAGAACGUCAACUCGAUCUUUAUGUCCUUGGCCUGCCGUCUGAAGGCUCAGAAGUCUCUGCUCUACAGAGACGUGGAGAGAGAGGAUGGGCGAGUGCGACUCACACAAGAGACUGAGACAAAGAGUACUUGUCCUUGUUGAGGAAAAGGAGGAGCGGGAGGAAUAAUGGAAGGGAGGAGAGAAGAGUUUCUCUACAUUUGAAGAAGGAAGAGGAAAAGGGAUGAUAGGGCGAAAGACAAGAGUCGUUUAAAUUUGUAGUUUAGGAGAAGGAUGGGGGUGUUAAAGCUGACACUACGAGGUGGACGGUAGAGGGGCUUAAAGCUUGUGCAAAGGACUGAAAAAUCACCAACAUCCUGGGAGUGAUGCAUCUGUUAACAAUUCAGAAAUAAGAUGAAGCUGCCUUUUCAACUACAGUAUAGUUUAGAAAUUCUUCCACUUAUUUGCACAUAUAUACACAAUCUGAGUAAUCUGAAACCAGCCCUAGCUCGGUGUUUUCCAAGGUCAUUAUUAACCGCAGCAGCUUAUUUUACUGGCCGUUUUUUGCUGUCAGAGCUUCAUAUUUGUCACAUUUCACCCUUGUUGUGAUUGCACCAUUUCUACCGCCUUAAAAGCUAAACAGCUGGCUCUAAAUUAGUUUUAAUGACCCGAGGAAAAAACAGCAAAGAUGUUUCAAGGAUUUGAAAAAGCAUUCAACAGAUUCUUCUUUUGUUGAGAAAUAUUAGACUUUUAUCGUCUCCCCCCUCCUUACAUUUAUGUUGCCUGAUAUCAAAAGCCCUCAAAUGAAGGACUUAAAAUCAUUGUGAGAUUUAAAUGAAUGGAGAAGAUGACAGAUUGCAGGAUCUACAGAGGAAGACCUUGACGAGAAGGUUUCCUGCAAAUGGGCCAUUUAUAGGUUGCCAGAGAGCAUGUCAGCUGUUGAUUUAGAAGCUGUGAGAUCCUUUUACCCUUAUGCAGGUGAAAGGCACUCUCCUACAAAGGGGAGGCAAGGCUCUUGUUUCUCAUCCACUCCUCAUGUAAAUGUAUCUUCUCCAUGUUGUCCCAGUGGCCUAAGCCAGCUUUGCCACUGGAUGUAAAUUCAAAAACAUCAAGUCUUUAAAAUAGCUGCCCGGCUCUCUCCUGUUAUGCAGCAUCAAUGCUCUAAUAGGUAUUUCUCAAGCUAGAGGCCUUCUAGCUGCCUUAGAUGAAGCUUCACUGCCUCCAGUCUCUGAAAAUGCAGGAGAGAAAACUGUGAACCCUGUGUAGGUGAUGGAGAGGCCUUUGUGCUGCUGAACCCUUAAGCCUGGAUUAUUCGAGUCACUGGUGAAACUGGCAGUAUGAGACACUGUAGAAAGCCAUAUUUAAUAUUUCCUGCACACAGAGAGGCAGCUUGCUUUGCACUGAGGAAGCUCCCAUGUAGGCUGUGGGUGAAGGAACACACUGUACAUAAAUCAGUGUUUAAGCAAUGAAGCCUCUGUGUCACAAGAAACCAUCCAACAUCCCAACUGUGAUGUAUGUCAGUUUGAUAUAGUAGCACACUUAGCAUAUUUUACCACUGUAGCCUACUCUUGUGUGAUUCUAUUAAUGUAUCUGGAUGCCAUAUGUAGAAAAAUCAGAUCAGCGAGCAUUUAAGAGCGGCGUUCCCUCCAAGCUGACAGUCUGAUGUCCUGAUUAAAUUAUUCACAGACUGAAUCUGAACACUGUGCAAAUCCAGAGAGCUUCUGCCUGAGGUGUGCCAUGUUUUGGUGAUCUUUCAUACAGAUUUUACGAACGGUGCAAAAGUCUUCAGCCACAAAUAGUUAUAAAAUAGUCCUAGUCAUUUCAUAGCAAUAAAAUAAAGUGCUAUUUCAGCAUGGUGUGCAGUCUGCCCUUAAAAAAUAUGAGGCAAAUGGAUGAAUAGAGGACAGGAGAAGUGGCAGGCCUUAAAAGCUCUACAGCAGAUAUCUGAAAGUCAUUUGCUUAAGAAAUAGGCAAAAUCGAUUUUCAGUUGAUCCACCGACUGUUUGCCAAAGCCUCAUCAGAAAUGGUUUCAGUGGAAAGGCAGCUGUCAAGAAGCUUCCUAAAGAAAGGAAACAGGGACUAAAAUGUGCCAAAUUACACAAAAGCUGUAAUAAAAAUCAGUAGAGACAGGUCUUAUUGACCAAUGAAUCCAAAUGUAACAUUUCUGGUGUAACUCACUGUCAGCAGGCACAGCAGAGACCAGGAGAAAUGGGCCCACCGUGCAAGACCAUCUGGAAAACGCUGCUUGGCAACUGACCUUUUCAUGUUUGAGCAUGACAAUGAUCCAAACACACUGUCAAUGCCAUAAAAUUAGAAAUGAUUAGAAAAACACACAGUCGUGGAUUGGCCUCCCCAGAGCCCAGACUUCAACAUUCCUGAAGCACUGUGGGAUCAUCUUAGUUAAUGUAUUUCCAUGUAUGUGUGCACCUUUCAAGAAAUUGCUACACCCAUAUUCCUACCAAAAUAUAAAAAAAUGAGGGCCGGCUCGAGACUUUUGCACAGUUCUAACAGCAGGAUCGAACAGCUGUCACAAGUGAAUCAAAUGACAUUACUGUAAAACAUCAGGAAGAGCUCUGUUCAUUCUCCUUAUAUGGGCUAAUCUGUGACUUCUUUUGUUUGUUUGUUUAUUUGUUUUUAAUCUCCAUAAAUGGCAUCCACAGGUGCGCCUCAGCCACAGCUGGGGAAACCACUACGUUCAGGAUUGAUGGAGCGGUAUCCCAGGACAUAAAAUGUAAAAGGAAUUGUUCACCCUUUAAAUUUUAAUACAUUAACAUCGACAGCUUUGUCCAUCAGUGGGUUAUUGUAAGAAUGCUAAUUUAGUCAGUGUCAUACAAUUGGAUUGACUGAACUAGACUAAUGAGCAGAAAAACACAUUGUGGAAAAAAGAAAAAUGUGUCUGCAUUUCUGUUAGCAGAUUUACUAACAUGGUUUCAAAUGAAUAGAAAAGAAAAUGAAGCUAUAGUUAGGUUGUUUUCACUGUCAUCAACCAAACAUAUAUAUCACUGUUAAUGAAAUUAUUCAGCAGUUUAUGUCAUUUACUAGAAAAUGUAACAUCGCUUAACAAACGUUCAGAUUUAACCAUUUAAAACUGCAAAAUGUGCAUUUUUCCAGGUCGAAGAGUUGCAAAUAUAUGCUUGCGUUCCCUUUUCUCUAUAUCUCCAGUGUGUUUUCUAAUAUAUUUGUACUUUUUUGCAGUUGAUUUGUGUCAUUUUUAAUAACCCAUGUUUGCUCUUGAAGGGUUGCCUUUGCAUUUUGAUAUUUAGUCUGGUAUUAUUGUUUAUCUGCAAAACGUCUGUAUGUGGAAAAUAAUAAAUAUCGAAUUCACUUUGAAGCAUAUAUCAUUCAUAUAUAUCCAUAAGAACACACAAACAUCGAUGGACAGCUUGAACAAGCCAAAAUUAAACAAGUUCGUUUAUCAUCACAGUUCAUUAUUUGAUUUACUGUU
Haplochromis burtoni (Burton's mouthbrooder) is the source of this 4454-nucleotide messenger RNA. It is a transcript of the gene rab33a, whose product is annotated as RAB33A, member RAS oncogene family. The record is from RefSeq and is a predicted model, not a curated record. Gene Ontology annotation, biological process: Rab protein signal transduction. Gene Ontology annotation, molecular function: GTP binding; GTPase activity. Gene Ontology annotation, cellular component: endosome; Golgi apparatus. Lineage: Eukaryota; Metazoa; Chordata; Actinopteri; Cichliformes; Cichlidae.